CCUAAAUCAGUUCAAAACACCUUCUUUCUUCCUCCAUUUUCGAGCUCCAAAGGUCUUAGAGAGAGAGAAACUUCAAAUCUUCAUAUCUUCUUCAUUUUAGCUCCAAAUUGUCCCACCUGUACACAUUUGAUCUGAUGGUGAUAUACUCAAUGUAGCUGAAGAGAAUCACCAAGAUAUCACACUCUCUGUUUACCACCAACAGCUCUCUGAUGGGACAAAAUUUACCUGCAAGGAAAACGAUCUAUAUAUGCUCAAAAUGGAUGACAUCUAUCAGAUGUAUCUAGCAUUCCAAGAACUUCCCGUUGUUCGCGACAGAUCUACACAAGAUGGCUUCGAUGCACUCAAGCGCUUCAUGAUCAGACAGAUCAAAUUCUUUGCCUCCCAUGAUCUUCAAAUGGCUCUAGAAACCAAUCUGCCAAAGACAGAUCUCUCAAGACCAAAGAUGUACGGACCAGAGCUUGAAGAUUAUCCUACAUAUUACAUCUUUGACAGCCCGGUCACACUCAUCUAUUUGAACCACAAUGGUGAGAAGCGUAUGAUGUUUAUUGAUGAGCUCAAUAAGUACUGUGAUGGGACACGGAAGACCGUGAAACAAAAAUUACAACCAAUCAGAAAAGAAUUUGAAGAAAGGCAACAGAAGUAUGCAGAUGCAACGGAUGCCGAACUAACAGAGUCAAACAGAAUCGACAAAGUGUUGAAAGCAAUCGAGAAGCAGCUUGACAGAAGAAGGUCACUCAAAAACUACGAGCACGCGCUGAAUCUUCGCAAGCACUAUUACAGAGCUCAGAAACAAGAGAUACCCAAGCAAGACGACAAUUGAUCACAAAGGGGGAGAUUGUUAGAACUAUUUUAAUUGUGAAUCAAGUUUGUCUUUAUGUCUUCUUUUAAUUAGUAUAGUUUACCAUUUAUGGUAUCAAUAAAUAUGUAAUAAUUAGGUUGUAAGGGAAUAAGGCCCAAAAAGGGUUUAGGCCCAAACUCCUAGGUUACCACUUUAGGAACCUGCACUACGCCUAUAAAAUAUGUGCGUUGGUGUACAGGUCUAGAGGUCGAUCAUUCUAUUCCGUAGCAUCACUCUGUAAAAUUCUUCUCGAUAAAUAGAAAGAAGGUUUCUCUGUUCUCG
Messenger RNA from Cuscuta epithymum, 1120 nucleotides. The record is from the annotation of a GenBank genome assembly. Lineage: Eukaryota; Viridiplantae; Streptophyta; Magnoliopsida; Solanales; Convolvulaceae.